Messenger RNA from Schizosaccharomyces osmophilus, 1290 nucleotides. It is a transcript of the gene ted1, whose product is annotated as GPI-remodelling mannose-ethanolamine phosphate phosphodiesterase Ted1. The transcript has a single exon. NCBI's taxonomy places the organism in Eukaryota, Fungi, Ascomycota, Schizosaccharomycetes, Schizosaccharomycetales, Schizosaccharomycetaceae. Gene Ontology annotation, molecular function: hydrolase activity. Bases 1 to 1290 code for a protein of 429 amino acids. The record is from RefSeq and is a predicted model, not a curated record. Gene Ontology annotation, biological process: GPI anchor biosynthetic process. Gene Ontology annotation, cellular component: endoplasmic reticulum.
AUGGCGUCUUCAAAUUCAAUUCGCCAGUUUUUUGUUUGGGUUAGCAAAAGUAUAGGUAUCUUUCAGUAUAUUUCCUUGGCAUUGUUAGCGGCUUACUAUGCUUACCCCAUUUGGUUUGGGGUCUUUUCUGCUUUUGGAUUUGGGUCGUCCGAAUUGAAUAGUUCAUUCACGAUUAUGGGGGUUGCUGACCCACAAAUUGAAGGUAAUCAUAAGAUUGAGGCCAAUGGAUUUUUUAAAGGUACCCUUGAUGUUUUUGGGAACGAUUUGUAUUUGCGACACUUGGUUCAAAUAAACAAGUUUUGGGGGAAACCCGAAGCUAUGGUCCUUUUGGGUGAUCUUGUGAGUUUUCAGAACCUAGACGUCGAUGAGUUUAAAAUUCGUGUUGAAAGACUAAAACGGAUUACAGGGGCGGCGACCUUCAAUAUUACAGAAACAGCCGCGUCGUCUCCUCAAGUCAAUGAAAUUCCGGUGUGGACGAUUCCAGGAAAUCAUGACAUUGGUUAUGGUAAUGAUUUAUCUGAAUUACAGACCGAAAAAUGGACUUCUUCCUUUGGGCCAUUAAAUUGGGUUACGGAAGCUUCUGUUGCUGGCCACCCCGUACGCAUUCUCGGUAUAAAUAGUUUAGCUUUAGAUGACGUUCAGUUUUACCCAGAGAUGGCCUCGAAAUUCCAGUCUUGCGAUAGUCUUUCUUGUUCUGGGAUCCUUCCUCUAACAAGGGAAGCCGUUGAUGUAUGGACGUUUCUUUAUGAACAAGCCGCGCAGCCAGAGAUCCCUACCAUUGUUUUCACCCAUAUUCCAUUUUACAAGCCUGAGCACGCUUGUGUUGAUAACCCUUUUAUCUCUCGUUCUGAAAGCCAUCGAGUCCUGUUGCAAAAUCACAUUUCAUACGAGGCAACCCAACAGGUUUUUCAUUUAUUGCCUGGUAUCGCCUUGAUCCUUUCAGGCCACGAUCAUAUGGGGUGCGACUAUCAUUACCCGAAUGGAGUCAUUGAGCACACUUUACCAAGUGUUAUGGGAUAUUUUGGAGGAAAUAUCGGUUUCGUGGAAUUGACCUUGAGAGAUAUCCCUUCCACAUUCCGCAGAAACCUGCAAUCCAAGUUCCAUCAUUACCUUUCAUUUCUACCCUUUUCUGCCAAAGAUUACGUGUUCAGUGAAACGAAAGCAUUUGGGCCUUUUUUGGAUAUGACCUUUACUCGCACCUUUGCAGGCCCUUCCUACAUUUGGUGGGCGCUUCAUAUCUUCACUUGCGUUCUUACUGUUUUACGUCUUUUAUUAAUAUCCUUCAUCUAA